Funneliformis geosporum is the source of this 213-nucleotide messenger RNA. Lineage: Eukaryota; Fungi; Glomeromycota; Glomeromycetes; Glomerales; Glomeraceae. The record is from the annotation of a GenBank genome assembly.
AUGACGUCUAUACUUUGGAAAUUCACACAAGAACUGGCUAGUUUAAACAGUAUCAACGAUAUAGACAAGUUUGAUGGUUUAGAAACAAGGAAACAUUUUUUAGUAAAAGAUGAAGAAUUGAUAUCAAUUAAGAGAAGACAAAUGGACAUGAAAUCGCCUAAUUUUGAUGCAAAGCCAGUAAUUAAAAAUAAAUAUGUAAGAGUGGAAUUUUGA